AUGACGCCAUCAUCCGGAAACGCAAGCAGAACAAAUGGUGCUAGUCUUCCUGCUUUGCAGCAAGCUUUGCUUGAUGAAUUACCAAAUGUUAAAGUAAUAAGACAAGAGGCUCUAAAUGUCAGGCCUUUGUUGAAUGCAGAACAACUUGCUAGCAGAUUCCAUUCUGAAUGUUUUGAAAACAAGAAUUUUACAAAUGUGUUUUUCCUAGUUAGGCCAGGAGGUACAGGUAAAACUUUUACAUACAAUUAUAUUAUUAUGGAAGUUAUUGCAAGACAUUUGUGCGUUGCUACUUGUGCAUGGACAGGUAUUGCUGCCACAUUAUUGCAGAAUGACGGCUCUGCAUGUAAUGUUAAACCUAAUAGUUACCAUACAGCAUUUUUAAGAAGGCAACAUAUCAUUAUAUUUGAUGAAGCCAGUAUGAUACCUAAAUCUCUUGAAGCGAUUAACAACAUGUUUAGGGAUAAAUGUAAUAGUAACAUUCCUUCUGCUGGUAAAGUUAUUGUUUUAGGAGGGUAUUUUCGUCAAGUACUUCCAGUUGCAAAGAGAGCUGGACGAGCACAAAUAGUAGAAGUCUGUUUAAAGAGUUCCACUCUAUGGCCCUUGAGUCGCAUUUCCCACUUUCAUACUAACAUGAGAGUUGAAGAAGGAGAACAAAUACUUGCAGAAGUCUCUUGCCACAAAAAACAGACGACCAAGAGGAAAUUGAUUUAUAUCCGUCGUAGUCCAUCGAGACUGGAAGAGCUAAAUCGACUUUAUUUGGCUGCUCCACAAGGUCAUACUGCAGUCUUUGAUGGUCUGUGCAGACAGUUAGCGGUGUUCUAA
Molecule: messenger RNA, 822 nt
Organism: Hydractinia symbiolongicarpus
Lineage: Eukaryota; Metazoa; Cnidaria; Hydrozoa; Anthoathecata; Hydractiniidae
Exons: 5
Coding region: 1-822 (273 amino acids)
Biological process (GO): DNA repair; telomere maintenance
Molecular function (GO): DNA helicase activity
Source: RefSeq, a predicted model, not a curated record